Alligator sinensis (Chinese alligator) is the source of this 1028-nucleotide messenger RNA. RefSeq names its product doublecortin domain-containing protein 1. Gene Ontology annotation, biological process: regulation of mitotic cytokinesis; intracellular signal transduction. The annotation marks the transcript as partial. Gene Ontology annotation, molecular function: microtubule binding. The record is from RefSeq and is a predicted model, not a curated record. The transcript has 7 exons. Lineage: Eukaryota; Metazoa; Chordata; Crocodylia; Alligatoridae.
GAGGCCCUCCAUCACAGCAGGGCAUACAAACUAUAUUAACCAAGAAGUCUGCAAGCAAAUCUCUGUUGCCUUCUGAUUCUUAUCAUUUGCCAAGAAAAUGUAUCUCCUCCUAUGCAAAAAAGUUAGUUAAAAAUACAGAGAGAAAACAAAAGUGUACACAGUUUCUAUUUGGCCCUAACAUUCAUCCUCAAUCGGCAUUGGUAUCAAGAAGGUCAGGACAUCAAGAUUGUUCUAAACAUCAAACAAAAUCAGUUCAGAGCCAUGAUGGAAAACCAGACCUAGACAGCUACAAAUCAAACAGUACAAACAAUUUCCUCCUUAUAUCACCAUCCAAGAGAAACAGACCUGUCAGUGCUCCCACAGGUCAGUUAAGAUAUACAAAAUUCUCUUCCUCAAGACUCCAGGAAGCCCAGAAGAGAUCAGCAGUGUCCAAAGUUAUUAAACAGCAACCAAGGGUAAUCAAAGUAACAGCUUAUAAGAAUGGCACAAGGAGUGACUUUACUAGAGUUGCUGUACCAUCCAUUAAACUGCUGCUGGAGGAGUGCACUGAAAAGCUGAAUCUGAACAUGGCUGCACGACGAGUGUUCUUGGCAGACGGCACUGAAGCACUAGAACCUAAAGACAUACCCCAUGAUGCCGACGUUUAUAUUUCAACUGGAAAGCCCUUUUUAGAUCCAUUCAAAAAAAUUAAAGACCAUCUGUCAUUAAUGAAGAAAAUAAUCUGGACAGUGAAUGGUUUGGUUUUUCCUGCUGGUGUCAAGAGAAAGAAAACCAAGCCUGUACUUUCCUAUGGCAUGAAGAGGCUUGUUGAGAAGUCCUCACUCAGAAUUUUGGCAUUUAAGAAUUGCACAGGGCAGGAUGGCUAUGAGAUAAUUGCAGAACAGAAUCAAAUUGAAAAGUUUUUAGAUGAAUGCACAAUGAAAAUGAAUCUUACUUCACCAGCAAAAUAUCUCUACAACAUACAUGGAGAAAAAAUUGAAAAUAUCAUAAAUGCUCAAGACAUCUUCCUUCCUUCCUUCCGCUCAGAC